GAGGUCUGAGGUGUGAAUGGUCAUUAACAUAUCUUUUGUUUCCAAGGGUGGGAGAGGUCUGAGGUGUGAAUCGGUCAUUACAAUGUGUGCCAAGCUUGGUAGGAACAUCCUGUGUUCAGUGUUUUGUCCAUCUGAGUACCUUGAAAACGCUUUGCAUGCAUUUUUCAUGAUGAAAAAAGGCUCCGGACAGCACAAACACAAACGCUUAUAAACACGAUUUGCCCGCGUUUACAAGCGUUUUGCGUUUGAAACACUCAUAAGAUCGACUGCUGAACGCAAGUU
Molecule: messenger RNA, 282 nt
Organism: Staurois parvus
Lineage: Eukaryota; Metazoa; Chordata; Amphibia; Anura; Ranidae
Source: the annotation of a GenBank genome assembly